This is a messenger RNA of Mizuhopecten yessoensis (Yesso scallop), 2501 nucleotides long. Its product is annotated as very long-chain acyl-CoA synthetase-like. The transcript is spliced from 11 exons. The coding region runs from base 126 to 2015 and encodes 629 amino acids. Gene Ontology annotation, molecular function: long-chain fatty acid-CoA ligase activity; long-chain fatty acid transmembrane transporter activity. The record is from RefSeq and is a predicted model, not a curated record. Lineage: Eukaryota; Metazoa; Mollusca; Bivalvia; Pectinida; Pectinidae.
UCCCAGAUCUUGCCUCUAUUUUAUGUGACCCUUCACUCAAUAUUUGGGUACAGGAAAGCUUUAUAUUUGCCCGACAGAAGGUGACUUCUACAACAGUGGGUUAUCAUUUCUGGUGAGUAUACAUAAUGCCCAGUAAGACGGAUAUCGCCCUAGGUACGGCCGCGGGGGUCACGGGUGCCGCCCUGGUAGCAUGGAGGGCACUAUUCCCCUACCUCGGGGACGACAUAAGGACAUACGGACCAAUGAUUAAAACAACGGUGAAAAUCAUGAAAGGACUGAAAGCCGCCGAAUAUUUGGUCGAUGUGUUCGAGAGGCAGGUAGCCAAGGACCCUAAAAAGACUUUCUUGAUUUUCGAGGACAAGUCCUAUAGCUUUGAGUUUGUCAACGAAAUGGCGAAUAAAGUCGCUAGUAUUGCCAUGACGUGGAACCUAGAUUUGAACGACACUGUAGCGACUGUCAUCUACAACGAGCCCGCCUUCGUGUGGACUUUCCUGGGUCUACAGAAAGUAGGACUUGCGGAUGCCUUCAUAAACUACCAUCUAACAGCCAAACCUUUGCUGCACUCUCUUAAGGUCAGCGAGGCAAAGGUCAUUAUCGUAGGAGAGGGUGAUGAACUGCUCGAGUCGAUAUUGGCCAUAAAAGAUGGAUUACACGACACACCGAUUUAUGUCCAAGGAAAGUCAAAUUCUGAACUCCCUCCUGGCUUCUUGUCCAUGGAGGAUAGGAUGACAUGUACAAUCCCUGCUAAUAUAUGUAAAUCACUACGGUCAAAUGUCACAGAUACGUCCCCAAUGUGCUUUAUAUACACAUCUGGAACAACAGGACUUCCGAAACCCGCCAUUAUCAACCAAGCCAAGGGGAUAGCUACGUCUAAGAUGUACAGCUUGUUUGACUAUAAUGAGAAGGACGUGGUGUAUGUGGUGACCCCACUCUAUCACAGCGCCGCAGCCACAAACUGUUUCUUCAACUCCAUAGACACAGGUGCUACGAUGGUGAUACGUAAGAAGUUUUCGGCCUCACAUUUCUGGGAGGACGUGAGAAAACAUAACGUCACUGUGAUACAAUACAUCGGGGAACUGCUCAGAUACAUUGUUGCUGUGCCGAAGUCACCACUAGAUGGCGUUCAUAACGUCCGUGUUGCCUAUGGGAAUGGCCUCCGACCCGAUAUCUGGAAAGAGUUCCAAAGUCGAUUCAAAAUUCCUUGGAUAAUGGAGAUGUUUGGUGCCACUGAGGGGACGGCCGCCAUUGUGAAUACGACCAAUAAACUUGGAGCUAUAGGGAGGUUGUCGCCUUUGGCAAACGUCAUGGCCGCUGUAGGGUUCCCCAUGGUACGAUUAAUCAAGUAUGAUCUCAUAGAGGACGCCCCUGUUCGAGACAAAGAUGGAAGAUGUGUUACAAUUAGACCUGGUGAACAAGGGCUGUUCAUUUCACCAAUACCGGACACACACACUGGUUUCUACAAAGGACCAAAAGAAAUGGACGAGAAGAAGAUACUGAGGGACGUAUUCGUGAAGGGUGAUUUCUACUUCAGCUUCGGAGACCUUGUGUUCCUCGACAGAGAUUAUUACAUCUAUUUCCGGGACCGAGUGGGGGACACGUUUAGGUGGAAGGGGGAGAACGUAUCGACACGGGAAGUGUGUGAUGCCCUCAGUACGAUAGAUUUUAUCCACGACGUUAACGUGUACGGGGUGCAUGUACCAGGUACUGAAGGGCGAGCUGGAAUGGCGGCAAUUGCGUUGAAUGAUAGAGACGCUGACGUCACUUCCGACAUGCUCAGAGCGAUCUUCCAGAAAUGUCACCAGGAACUGCCUUCGUACGCACGACCUGUAUUCUUGAGAUUCCAAAGAGAUUUUAUUGUGACCCAGACAAUGAAACAUAGGAAAGUGGAACUCGUGCAUGAUGGAUUUGACCCCUCAAAGGUCACUGACCCUUUAUAUUUCAUUGAUAACAAAAACAAAACCUAUUCCAGUUUGACAACAUCAGUGGCAGGACAGCUCCCACUUUCCAAACUAUGAACGAAUCACAUGACAGUAGUCAGAUACUCAGGCUCUCAUGGAACUCUUAUAACAUAUAAAAUCAGUUCUUUUUCAUUUUAAAUCAAAGUGAGUUGAUUCAUACUAAAGACAAUAACACUCGCUGCGGUUUCAGAGGGAAGAUGUCUCGGUAUUAUCUGAGGUAUGGCCUUGAAACGUUCUUACUUUCAUACGAUGAAUCUGUAUCCAAUAGGAGAACAGAUUUGGAGAGACAAGUCUAAGAAUCAAUACAUUCCUAUACAUGAUCAGAAUUGUAGUUUUAGUAAUAUCAUACACGUUGCUGUGCAUUUGGUCCUAAACUGAUCUACUUAUGAUUAAUGGAAUUAAAGUUUCAACGACAGAUUGCGCGUUAUAUUUGCAGUGAAUCAAUUGGGAUUGACAGUACAUUGUUUUGAAAUGAUUGUGUGCUUAUUGUGAAUGAUAAAUGGUAAAUAAAUUUGUGUUAUGGUAUCAUAAUGUCAGUUUCCG